Molecule: messenger RNA, 1362 nt
Organism: Colletotrichum chrysophilum
Lineage: Eukaryota; Fungi; Ascomycota; Sordariomycetes; Glomerellales; Glomerellaceae
Exons: 3
Coding region: 1-1362 (453 amino acids)
Biological process (GO): carboxylic acid transport; transmembrane transport
Cellular component (GO): plasma membrane
Molecular function (GO): carboxylic acid transmembrane transporter activity
Source: RefSeq, a predicted model, not a curated record
AUGUCUGCAACGAAUGAUCCUACGAAGGAACUCGUCCCCGACGUUGUUGCAGCUGCCAGCGAUGCGGACGGCCAGCCACCGGCGGAACUUGUUUCUGCUAGAAAGCAGUCAUGGAGCGACAUUUUCACUAUUGCCUGUGCCGGCUUUGCUUUGAUUAGCGAUGGGUACCAGAACAACCUGAUGACUAUGACAAACGUCGUCCUCAAGGCGGAAUAUCCUCAACAGUACACGUCCGUAGUCAGCACUCGGGUUUCCAACUCUCUUCUCAUCGGUGAAAUUAUCGGCCAGGUUACUAUUGGCCUCACCUGCGACUACCUUGGGCGCAAGUUCGCCAUCAUUUUGACGACUGCCUUGAUUGUUUUGGGCUCGAUUCUGGCAACUGCGGCCAGUGGAGUCACCAUUGAUGGCAUGUUUUGGAUGAUGACUGUCGCUCGUGGCAUCAUAGGCUUCGGUGCUGGUGGAGAGUAUCCCGCCUCUUCAACAUCUGCGUCAGAAGCCGCGAACGAACACUCUCUGAAGAACCGGGGCCCAAUUUUCAUCCUCGUUACGAACUUGCCGCUGUCAUUUGGCGGGCCUUUGGCAGUCAGCAUCUUUCUCAUUGUAUUCUCUGCCGCCGCUGGGCCUCAACACCUAUCGACAAUCUGGCGCCGCCUCAUAGGAACCGCUGGUGCAUGGUUUUUAUACGACUUUGUCACCUUCCCAAACGGCGUUUUCUCCGGUGUCAUUAUCUCAUCUGUCGUCAAAGACUCCAGCAUCAAGUCUACUGCAGAGUACCAACUCCUUCUCGGCGCUAUAGGUCUGCCCGGUGUUCUUCUGGGUGCAUAUUUAUGCGAUCGAAUUGGCCGCAAGAACGUCAUGAUGCUGGGAUUCUCUGGCUAUCUUGUAUUUGGCCUGAUAAUUGGGGUGGCAUACGACCAAAUCACCAAGAUUCUACCUCUUUUCGUAGUUUUCUACGGCCUUAUGCAAAGUUCUGGCAACAUGGGACCGGGUGAUAUGCUUGGGUUGCUUUCUUCAGAGUCCUAUGCAACCGCAGUUCGCGGAACCUGCUACGGUCUCUCUGCUGCAGUGGGCAAGGCUGGUGCAGCGAUCGGAACACAGGCUUUCACACCAAUCCAGGCUAGUCUUGGAAAGCGCUGGACAUUCAUCAUCGCGGCCAUAUGUGGAGUUGUUGGCGUCCUGGUGACUUACUUCUUCGUUCCGAACCUUAAAGGUGACGAUCUCUCAGAAGAGGACGCCAGGUUCCACGCGUAUCUACUCAGCCAGGGCUGGGACGGUGAAGUGGGAGAAAAGGACACUCCAGGCGUGGUUGGAGACGAGCCUGAGGUUAGAGUCGCACACGAGGGCAGUGCCAAGAAGACAUAA